Molecule: messenger RNA, 456 nt
Organism: Aspergillus uvarum CBS 121591
Lineage: Eukaryota; Fungi; Ascomycota; Eurotiomycetes; Eurotiales; Aspergillaceae
Product: RPEL repeat-containing protein
Exons: 3
Coding region: 1-423 (140 amino acids)
Source: RefSeq, a predicted model, not a curated record
AUGGACCCCAGCGCCAUCGACCAGACCCCUCUCUCCUCCUCCCCCACCGAGCGUCGUGAUUCGCUCGAGAAACAUCUCCAGCAUCGCCCGGAUGUCCAGGACCUGAAAGAACGACACAUUCUCCUGGACACCACUGUGGCUCCAUCCCUCCAAGCCGCCCACCAGGAGCUCGCCCGCCAGCGCACGGCCGACGACCUGAAGAAGCACCUCGAGCACCGACCCGACCGCGAGGAACUCGUUGAGCGCAACAUCCUCCCCUCGUCGACCGCCGCCCCCGCUUUGCAAGCCAACGCCCGCGAGCUGGAGAAACACAUGCUGGCCGAUCAUCUGGACCAGAAGAUCGGGUGCCGACCGGCGCCAGCUGAGCUGAUCUCGCAGGGGAUCUUGACGGAGGACGAGGAUCCGCGAUUCCCGACUGUUUAGGUGGUUUGUGGUCUGAUUGAUAUGAUUGAUGCU